AUGGUGACAAAUUCUCAAAACCAGCCAGUCCGUAAACUGGAGGAAAAAUGUAGACGAACUGAAGGAAAAUCUCAAUGUCGCAGAGGGGUUCCAAAACCUCGAGUCGUACCAGUGGUAGUGACAUUGCCCUCAAAAUUAGCAGCUCCAUCUCCUGCUCCAACUCCAUCGCCGUCCGCUUCUUCAACCCACCCGAACUACCGUAGUCCCAACAGAAAACGCGCUCUAUCGCUGAUUUUCGAAAAAAUCACGGAAAAAGAGGGCGGAGCACCAGCAGUUGCGAAAUCGACACUUCGUCAGAAGAAGCACUCGGUUUCAACCGAAGCAAAAACGCCGUCUGAAAAUGAUGGGCGAUCUGGGUCGAAAAAUGAUAAAAAGAAGAAGAGCUCGACGUCAUCGGAUGCGGAUAAUAAGUCGGAGGGGUCCAAGGAGCCGUCGGAAAAUGAUGAAAAAACAAAGUCAAUCAAUAAGGAUUUGGCCAAAAAUUUCUUCAAACACAUGCUAGAAUCACAGAAGACUAAGAAGAGGUGUGAUGAUGCGGCGGGUUUCUGA
Messenger RNA from Caenorhabditis briggsae, 549 nucleotides. The transcript has 4 exons. The record is from RefSeq and is a predicted model, not a curated record. NCBI's taxonomy places the organism in Eukaryota, Metazoa, Nematoda, Chromadorea, Rhabditida, Rhabditidae. The coding region runs from base 1 to 549 and encodes 182 amino acids.